This is a messenger RNA of Lasiosphaeria miniovina, 435 nucleotides long. RefSeq lists its product as uncharacterized. The transcript has a single exon. The record is from RefSeq and is a predicted model, not a curated record. Bases 1 to 435 code for a protein of 144 amino acids. NCBI's taxonomy places the organism in Eukaryota, Fungi, Ascomycota, Sordariomycetes, Sordariales, Lasiosphaeriaceae.
AUGUGUUUCUUCGACCAGACCCGUUGGGCCUGCGGCUUCUGGCGUUGGGGAAACCUCCGCCAACAAUGCACUAAGGAGUACCGGAUUGGCGAAACCUGUAGGCUCAAGCUCGUUUUCGAGACAAGCCAUCGACCCGAUCACUGCAAGACGUGCGAGCAAAUCGUCCGCAAACAAUGCCGGAUCGCGAAGAUGAAGAAGGAUAUUGCGAGAUGGACACGAGAAGGGAGCCUAAUGGCGACGAUUGAAAAGACAGAGAGAGAUAUAGUCAAACUUCAACGCUCAAUCUCAACACUUUCAGAACAACAUGGUAAACGGCUGCCGGAUCCGGUCGUCGUCACAACAUCCACAGCAUCAGGAACUUGGGUCGGGCUCCCACCUAUUUCCGGCAACCUUCUGCAGGCAGCGCGGGCCAACCCGCAGCAAUUACUGCAUUGA